AUGUUCAUUCGCUACUUGCCCAUAACCUUACUCCUGUCGGGCAUCGUCUCGGCUUACUCGCAUUGCAAAACCACCCCAUACGACACAACCUGGCCGUCAGAUAGCGAGUGGACUGCCCUGAACCAGUCUGUUGGGGGCGCCUUGACCAAAACACGACCUGUGGCGUCUUCUUGCUACGAUGGCAACCCCUUUUCGUCCACUUUGACCUGCGACACUGUUGACGACGGCUGGUCCUCUUCCGCAUUCCAUGCAGGGCUUCCGGAGUCCAUCGACUAUCCAUUCUGGGCUAAUAACUCCUGUGUACCUCCGAGCGACUACGCAUACAGGAACGAUGGAUGUACACUUGGAGGCUUGCCCGAGUUCAUCCUCAAUGCUACGACUGCCGAACAGGUCGCAACGGCUGUGAGGUGGGCUAGCGCGCGAAACAUCCGCAUUAUUGCCAAAGGAACCGGGCAUGACCUGAACGGAAGAUCUAGCGGCGCGUAUUCGCUGUCGAUUUGGACCCACCAGCUUCGAAGCAUCAAACUGGACAGCCAGUGGCCACGACCGUCGACCAACAAGACAGAAAACGUCGCUAUUCUUGGAAGCGGAAACAACUGGGGGCUCGCUAUGGAGGCAACGGCCGCAACCGGAAGGAUACUUGUCAGCGGCCAGGUCAAGACAGUCGGUCUCGGCGGUUUCAUCGGCGGCGGUGGUCAUGGUCCUCUUUCGAGCCACUAUGGCCUCGCCGCUGACCAGGUCCUGCAGGCUACAGUGGUCACGACAGCCGGAGACAUUCUCGUGGCGAACGAGUCUCAGAACCAGGACUUGCUGUGGGCUAUCCGAGGCGGCGGGCCGGGUCUCUAUGGAAUCGUCACGGAGUUCGUCCUUCGCACACACCCCAUCCCUAGCAACGUCGUCCAGACAACUUUGUCCCUGAGUAUGAGUGGAAACGACACUGGAUCUUCUGCCGCCGCAUCCUGGGACGCCAUGGCAUUACUUUCCAGUGCCCUCCCAGAUCUGAUGGACGCUGGCGUAGCAGGCUUUGGCAACGCAGCAACAUUGAAUGUUUCGCCAAAGUCUUCCAGCGGCGUCAUUCAGGGGAUCGGAGCAACCUUUACUUUCUUCGGUUACAACACCACAGCGACCGAUCUCGUUUCCCUUCUGAAUCCAAUUCGAGCACGCAUGUUGCAAAGUGGGAAUGGCACUCUCUCGGUGGUAAUCGCCGAGCCGACAGUAUUUCCCACGUACCUCUCGUUCGUCGAUGACCUCAACGAUCCUGCCACUCCGGUGGCGCAGAUCAGUCUCAUCUCAAGCCGCCUGCUCGGCCGCAGCGAGCUGACUGAGAUUCCCCUGGGAGAACUUCGAGCCCAUUUGCAAGACAUCACCAAGUCUCAGGUGAGAGGCGGUACUGCUGCACUGGUGUAUGGGCUUCAGGGCGGACUGGGACCCCGUCAGGUUGAGGCGAGCAUGCGAGGCGCUGUGACUCCUGCUUGGAGAAGCGCCUACAUCCACCUCAUCAGCUCUGGGACGUAUAUCAACACGACGGACACUACACCACAAGAUGCUUUGGCCACUGCUGCGGCCUGGGCAGAAGAGAACAAGGAAGCCGUGUGGCGGAAGUGGGCGCCAGGGACGGGCGCGUACAUCAACGAGGCCAAUCCAUUCAACGGCAACUUUCAACAGGACUUUUAUGGUGGCAACUAUGACCGCUUGCUUGAGAUCAAAGACAAGUACGAUCCCACGGCCAGCCUCUAUGUCCGGUCGGGAGUCGGAAGUCACAAGUGGGACUACAACUUGACGACUGGUAAACUCUGUCGUAAAUAG
Colletotrichum scovillei is the source of this 1806-nucleotide messenger RNA. RefSeq names its product FAD-dependent monooxygenase. The transcript has 2 exons. NCBI's taxonomy places the organism in Eukaryota, Fungi, Ascomycota, Sordariomycetes, Glomerellales, Glomerellaceae. Bases 1 to 1806 code for a protein of 601 amino acids. Gene Ontology annotation, molecular function: oxidoreductase activity; FAD binding. The record is from RefSeq and is a predicted model, not a curated record.